CCCAAUUAUUUCGCGUCAGGCUGACGCCAAAAAUCAGGCCCGGCCCGAUUUGACCUCGGAUCAUUCGCCCACGCCCAACGGCCACACCACCGUCCUCUUCUUCACCAGCGCCCGUGCUCCCGCCGCCGAACCCGCCUCAAGUCACCGAAGCACGCUGACGCCGGCCACCACGAAGGGACUCUCCCUUCCUCGUAGUCCUACUCCACCUCCCCCCUCUUCCCGUUUGGGUUGGCGCGGGAGUGGAGGUCCAUCCGGACUCGGCAUUGAUCGGUCUCUUCUGUUGUGCGGAUUUCAUUGCUGCAUGGUGGAGUGAUUGUCUAAUCCAUAUCCAUCCGUGGCUCUAGUACGGUUUGGUGAGGUUAGGCUCUUCUUAUGCCUCAUCAGUGCGCGCAGGAUCGAUCGGGCUCAGUUGACGCCAUAGGGUUCGGGGCGCAAGGUGAUUGUGCAGUGUACUUUCCAAAAAUGUUAAGGGUUCAAGUACCCCCCCCCCCCCACCACACACACACACGCACAAAUGUCCCACGCUAAGUCUGCCCCUGUUUAUUACAGUUCAUACCUAGUGUUAUGAGUUGUCUAGAGAUGGUGAUUCCUGCAAAAAUAAGUUAGAGUUGUUCCUCUUGGUGUAUGAGUGUGGACGGGAAAAACUAAAGGAGGCCAAUUUUAUGCAUAUAUAUUGAUUUUCAAGGUUUUCAAUACUACUUUUCAGUUCUAAGCAAAAUUGAAAACCGUAUACACUCAUCCAUUAAUUGUUUGUGUUUUUUUGUAUUGUUUCGACAUGGUAGUUAUUGAGGUGCAAAUCCUCUUUGACAACUCAAAUAUGUUGUUGGCCUGGAGACUGACUUCAGUUCAACUUGAGUGCUACACUUUUUCAUUACUUUGUGUGAAUUCAGUGCAUAGCAUUUUCUAUAAUAACUACCAGGUAAAAGGGAAAAAGGAACUUCAGAACAUGAUUAUCUUCGUAGCACCCCCUAAUUCUAUCUUUUGCUUGCAAUUUUUCUGUGCAAUACCUGCAUCAACCAAGGAAGCAUGUGCUACAUUUUCCCCUUGUUUUGAAGUGUAAUUGUUGAUUCACUUACCCAUUUUCAUUUUCAAUCUUGCAUGCUAUCAAGGAAUUCAGUGAAUUUUGGAAUGGUGAAGGCACAGAGUAAGGAAUAUUGUGCAUUUGGUGGUGCAAUUUUUCUGUGCAACCAUCUGACCAGGAAGGAGUGCUUUGAGAGAAAAAUAUUUGGCCUUGCUCCUUACUGUGCUGAUUUUGUUGAGAAAGUUAAAGCUGGUACGACUUUAUUCUUGUUUGAUGUUGACCAGCGUAAGCUUCAUGGGGUUUUUGAAGCAACUUCAGAUGGAGCUGUGAACAUUAUUCCUGAUGCAUAUAUCUCAAUUGGGCAGCAGUAUCCUUCUCAGAUACGUUUCAAGAGAAUUUGGUUUUGCGAGCCUUUGAUGGAAGGUGAAUUUCAAGAUGCUGUCCGGAAAAGCUUUUCGAUAAAAAACAAGUUUAGUUAUGGUUUGUCACAUCAACAGGUUGCAAAGCUUCUUCACUUAUUUUCAUCACGGAACAGAUUGCAGUGUCCUCAGAAUCCAAGGUUACAAGAUGAUGUCUCAAGGGAGUUUGAAAUUUCUUCUCUGGUUAAAGAAACUGAUAUGCAGUCCAGUCCAAACAGCAGUUCAUGUGGUUCAUUCAGAAGCCCCUGUCAGACAUGUUCCUCCUCCACACUUGGGGAGCAUGCAGCAUCCCUGGGUCACAAAUUAAUUGAUCCCAUGUCAUUAGGGGAAUCAGACAUCUCUAAUGUGGCUAAGUCGAACAGCUCAAAAUCUCCCCUGCACACUGGAGCAGAUGUAGGCAUUGUCACCAUACCCAGCAACCAAGAAGCAAUGGAUGAACAACCUACUGAUGACUAUAUACCACUUCCGCAGGAGGAAGAUGCUUUAGAUGGUGUUGAUGAUCUAUUUGGGUUGCUUGAAGAUGAAAGGCACUCUUCCGAAUAUAAAGGUAGCAGUGACUCUGAAGAUCAUACUACUUUCCACCAAACUUGUGUUAGGAAGGGAGUUGAACGCUAUCCACCCAUGGUAAAUUCCAAGCUCCGCUCUGACAGUGAAGGGCGGAAAAGUGUGUUUUCUCGGUUAGUGAGAGCGCAUGAAACUUUUAGCCAAAGAAAAAGGUCUAAGACCAAUGCAUUUCCACCAAGGAGUGCUGAGUCUUUCAAUCCCCUUUCCCAGCGAAAAAAACAGUGGAGGGCACCGCGUAACAGGCCUAUUCCAUGUCAUAAUGAUGGAAUGUUGGAUAUGCCUUCAACUGAUAGGCUGAGCGGAGUUCCAGCAUUGGAUUAUUCAUUUUUCUGGAGUGACAAUGGAAGAUCCACCAAGUUCUCUGGAGUACAUGAGAGCAGUGAGGUCAGUGUUAAAGAAGAAAUGAGAACCCCUUCCUUGAAUUUUAAGCAGCAUGCUAACGAUUCAAAUGUUGGAGGAGGAGAUCAGGAUUUUGACAGUGAGGAUGUUGAGGAAGCAGGAAGGAAGAAGAUGCUAGCAACAGCAUCCUUCCAUCAAGAGUAUCCAAGUGACACUGUAUUGGUUCCUAAAGGCACCAAAGCUAUGGAUAUUCUAGCAAUAUCUGAUGGAAACUGUAAAGAGAAGAGCAUCAGUUUGUCAUCUAAGGGCACAUAUACUCAGGUAGCUAGACCUUAUAUGGAAACCAAUGGGCUCCUGCAAGAUGAACAAUGGCAAAGCAUUCAAGGUUGCUUUGAAUAUGGUGAAGGUGUCACAAGUGAUACAUCAUUGAUUCUUGAAAGUUCUAAAACUAUGGACUCAUUGGCCCAGCAGACUUUUGGAGAUAGGAAGGCUUUAUCGAAUGACGAAACUGGGAGCCAUGUGGCUGCCAGUCAUCUGGGAACUGAAACAUCCUUCCAAGAGAAACAAACCCAAAGCGUUAGGAGAUCCCACAGAGUGGUUAAUAGUGAUGAGAUAUUGCUCCUGGGAAAAUUUGAAACUAUGUAUUUCUUACCGAACCAUGUUGAAGAUUGUGGAAACAAGAGAAGUUUGCCAUCUGAUGGGAGUGAUAGACUUGUUGCUUCUUGUCAUCGGGAAACUGAAAUGUCCCUGCUGCAGAAACAAACUCCGAAUGAUCAGAGCUGCUCUGAAGUAGUUCACGAUGAUAAAGUGCUGGUUCCCGAAAUCUCUGAAGUAAUGUUCCUCAAGUUUGAUGCAGACUCUGGAAACAAGGGUACAAGUUUGGGUUCUGAUUAUAGGGAAGAGGUAUACAAUCUUGUUAGAAACUGUCAUGAAGUAGUCCCUAGUGAUGUUGCGCCGGUUUUUGAAAGUUGUGGACCUCUUAGUAACUUCCCUAUAUUACAUGGAGACAGUGCAAAUAAGAAUAGCUUAUUGGAGGAAGCUUCAAAACAUUUGUCUACUGGUCAUCAAGAUACCGCUAUGCUCCUUCAGGACGAACAUUACCACAGCUGCUGUGGUGAUACUUCAUCUGUUUUGGAGUAUUCCACUGUGGACACAAGUACUGGGGAUGAAGGCAGUGAACACAAGAACUCCUUCAAUCAGAAAGAUGAAGUUCUGUUCUCAGUGACUGGUUCUGAAGAUCGUAGAAACACUACCAACGCAUUCUCAUCUGACAGAAGCCGAAGUUGUGCACCUACUAAGUAUCAGGAAUGCAGCAAACUCAUGAUGCUAAAAGAGGAGCAAUAUCAGAAUUUCCAAAGCAGGCCUGAACUAGCCCCUGAAAACUCCAAUUCUAUGGACUUCUUUGCAGUCUCCGCUGAAGGCUUUGGAAGCAGGAGUGGGUUAUCAGCUGAUAGAACAUCUGGUUAUCAGGUUGCUGAUCUUCUCGGAACGAACUCAGAGUCCAGAACAAGUUUCGUCAACGACUCUUCAAGCGGAUCUGCCGAGGCUUUUAGUACUUCUGCUCUGGGUAGUGAAAAUGUUGACCACAAUGUCAACGGUUCAGAAGUCUACGCAGAGCCGCCCAUACUUCAACAUGAUCCUGGGGAAGCCACGAAAUUUCUGUGACCAUCAUUCUGCCUGCACAGCCUGCGGCACAGGUUGAAAGGAGUGUAUCCACCUGAGGGACGAAAUUAUGCGGUGAGCUGCCCUUUUGUUUGUUGUUAGAAUGUUACUACGCCCUUCGCUUGUUGUUAGAAUGUUAUUCCGUAGCAAAGCGUAGAGUUGAACUAUGGUAAAUUGACAUACCCUGCCUGCGUGUGUUAGUUGUUUACUAUUGCUGUAUCGCAGACCCUGCCUCUGUGUGUGUGUGUGUGUGUGUGUGUGUGUGUGUGUGUGUGUGUGUGUGGAAACGACUCUACUGCUUGAUCGCCCUUCUUGUGUUCCGCUUGGAGUAGACCAUCUUAAUUCCUGAUGAGAAGGAUGAUGGUCCUAUCUGUGAUCUUUCCCUUGUCUCUAUACUGCUGCCUAUC
Molecule: messenger RNA, 4412 nt
Organism: Phragmites australis (common reed)
Lineage: Eukaryota; Viridiplantae; Streptophyta; Magnoliopsida; Poales; Poaceae
Exons: 4
Coding region: 1099-4008 (969 amino acids)
Source: RefSeq, a predicted model, not a curated record